Messenger RNA from Geodia barretti, 1104 nucleotides. NCBI's taxonomy places the organism in Eukaryota, Metazoa, Porifera, Demospongiae, Tetractinellida, Geodiidae. The record is from the annotation of a GenBank genome assembly.
AUGGAGAUGACGAAUGUGAUUGCUGGGCCCGCCGGCGGCAAGUGCCUGGGAGACCUCGGUGCGGACAUCAUCAAGUUCGAGCCACCAUACGGCGACAUAUCGAGGCCCGCGGGGAUGCAGUAUUUCCUUUAUCUGAACUCCAACAAGCGCUCGGUGUCUGCAGACACAAAGACGCCGGAAGGGCAAGAAGUAGCUCAGAAGAUAGCGGCUGAAGCGGACAUAAUGCUGGCGAACAUGCGGCCCGGCGCGACUGAUCGCAUGGGCCUCAGCGCCGAAAAUCUGGAACGACUCAAUCCAGGACUGAUUCAGGCGCAUACGACGGCUUUUGGCUGGUCGGGACCGUAUGCCCAUCGUCCCGGCGUUGACCCGCUGGCGCAGGCUUGGAUGGGCCUGCAGUUCGCGCAGGGUGGGCGCGGCAAUCCGCCGGUAUUUCUCGCUCAGCUUGCGCCGACCGACUUUUCGUCCGGCGGCAUGGUCGCACUGGGGGCGAUAAUGGCGCUUUACGCGAGGGAGCGCACAGGAGUCGCGCAGAAGGUGGACUGCAACCUGCUGAACUCCGGCGCUGUGCUGCGAGAAGACGAUUUCCUGCGAUACGAAGGCAAGACAUCGCCGCCUAUUGCCGACGGAGGGCAAUACGGGCUGAGCGCCCUGCACAGGCUCUUCGAGACUGAGGAAGGAUGGCUACCUCCUUCUGACGACCGAUUUUCCUCUUCGGCAAAGCGAGUGGAGCACGAUGAUAUCCUGUGGGAUAUUCUCACCGAGGCAUUCGCGCAGGGGAUGGCGUAUGAGUGGGUGCGCCGAUUGAGGAAGGCGGGAGUGCGCUGCGCCGACGUGACCGAGCGGUACAAUGUGGGCUAUUUCGAGGACGAACACGUUCUCGCAAGCGGGAUGGUGGCUGAGUACGACCAUGUUACUUACGGCAGAAUGCACUACUUUGCGAACGGCAUCAUGUUUGGGGAGACACAGGGUAUCAAUGGCAGACCUACGCCGCUGCUCGGCGAACACAACCGAGAGAAACUGGCGGCGCUGGGCUACUCGCAGUCGGAAAUAGAUGAGCUUUACGAAAAAGGCAUCCUUACCACGGAAGAGCCUCGCAAAGCGUAA